UGAUUUCAUGGAUAACUUCCAGUUCAAGGAAGAGUUUAACCAUGAAAGACAGCGACAGGAAGAGCUAGAUCGCCUGCAUUUGGCUGGAAAUGCUACGAGCUGACAGGGAGGAGCAAGAGCAGCAAGACAGAAUGGUUGCCCUUAGACUGCAAGAAUCGAUAACCCAAGAAGAAAUGACGAUAAGGCGUGGCCAACAUGGUCGAAACAUAGGAUUGAGAGGUUUUUCUCAUCACAUCACGGGUCACAGAUCUCGAGGAAUGGGCAGAAGUGAGCUGGCCAUGUCUCUUCAUGGAGAGGAGGAUCAAAGAGGUGGAGGCUGGGACGAACGUGUUGAGGCUUUGCCUAGCAUGUCCUUUUACUGGCCCAACGACCUGCAGGUUUUCUGCAGGACGAUCAUCAAAUACAACAUGAAUGUAGUAGACCUCUCCAGGACAUACAGCAGCAAAUGGCCGCCAGUCAACAGGAGUUCCAGCCUUUUCACCAAUUUCCGAUCCAAGACCUUGAUGAGGAAGACCUCGAGUUCGAGGACCACCACAGGAGACUGUCGCAGAUGGGCACACGCGAGGACUUUGACAGGAUUCUUUCAAUGUUGAACGAACCUGGCUUGAGCAAUGUCGGAAACAGUUAUGAGGCUCUUUUAGAACUAGGAGAAAAUUUGGGAACUGUCACUAGUGGCCUAAGCACGGAGGAGUGCUCCACACUGCCGACCGCGAGAUAUACCCAGAGAGACAAAAACACGGCGGAGCGCAGCGUGUGUCUGGAGAAAUACAAGACUGGAGAUGCACAGAAAACAUUGCCCUGUAUCCAUAUAUUCCAUAAAUCUUGUAUUGACGAGUGGUUGAAAAUCGUCAGUGUCUACGGGUGGGAUAUUGGUAUUAAGUAGGAUAACUUUCACAAAAUGUAAGCAACAAGACCAGCCCACUAAGCCAUAUAAACUUGUUCUGCUCAUAAAAGCAUACCAGAGAAAGCCACUGUCUACGAAUGGGGCUGACCAUUGGACGUUUUUGGGAAUAUUGGGGAUAUUACUUCGAAGAGGAUAAUGUGCCUCGCCCGAACAACAGUGAACAAGAUGAACAAAUUGCUAGAUUA
Messenger RNA from Mya arenaria, 1089 nucleotides. RefSeq lists its product as uncharacterized. Gene Ontology annotation, molecular function: ubiquitin-protein transferase activity. The transcript is spliced from 8 exons. The record is from RefSeq and is a predicted model, not a curated record. Bases 446 to 883 code for a protein of 145 amino acids. Gene Ontology annotation, biological process: protein ubiquitination; negative regulation of organ growth. NCBI's taxonomy places the organism in Eukaryota, Metazoa, Mollusca, Bivalvia, Myida, Myidae.